Messenger RNA from Penicillium alfredii, 759 nucleotides. Its product is annotated as SAP domain-containing protein. Lineage: Eukaryota; Fungi; Ascomycota; Eurotiomycetes; Eurotiales; Aspergillaceae. The coding region runs from base 1 to 759 and encodes 252 amino acids. The transcript has 3 exons. The record is from RefSeq and is a predicted model, not a curated record.
AUGACUGCUCCUCGUUCGUCCUCCUUGCGCGCUCUGCGUGUCCUGUCCCAGCGACACUCGGCGGUGCCCUCCACUCGCCGCGCCCUGCACAUCACCGGUGUGCAGUCUGCUCAACCCGCCAACCCCGGCGACAAGGCAUCCUUGUACGCUGCCCGCAGUCUGCCCGAUCUCAAGACAGAGUGCCAGCGCCGCUCAUUACGUGCUGCCGGCAGCAAGACCGAGCUGAUUGAGCGCCUCGCCAACCACGAUGUCCUCCAAUCACGAGCAUUCAGCAUCGCCAUGCGUCGAAUCAACAGCAAAGCCUUUGCAGGCGAGCAAUCUACCCGCCAAUUCAACACCUCCCGCGCCUCCAAAGCCGUCGGCGACACCUCCACCGUCGACUUCGUCUACAUGCCCUCCAUGGCGGAACUAGACGCCGCCCCCGUCCGACCAGGCCCCCGUGUCCCGGUCCUUCCCGACAUCUCCUCCCUCCCCGACCCCCAGACCCAGACCGCCCCACCCAUGAAGCCGCAGAUCUACACCGUGGCCGGGUCCGGCUCGGAUGUCGCGGCCAGCGCCAUGAGCGAGGUCGUCGACAACCACUCCAUAGACAUCGAUCCCUUCUCGCUGACCGAGACGGUCGGCCGCUCGCGCGUCGGCGAGGAGAUCCAGCGCCAAUCCAGUGGCACCGGGUCCGGUGAGCCGGGCGUGGUCCAGGAGCUCUGGACGGGGUUCCUGGACGAUGUGCUCGGCCCGAAACAGUCCAGUCCGAGGAAGUAA